AUGAUAAAUCCAGCCACAGGUGUUGGGACAAGUGCAGGGGCAAGUGUUAAGGAUGGUAUAGGAGCUACUGUAACUGUUGGAACAAGUGUAAAGGCUGAUGUAGGUGUUAAUGUAAGAAGAAAGAGAGCCAACCAAGAAGGUGCAGGAACAUUGUCAAGUGGAGUGACUGUUGCAAGAGCAAUGUCAAGUGGAGUGACUACUGUAGGAGCAAUGUCAAAUGGAGUAACUAGUGCAGAAGUAGUUUCAAGUGGAGUGACUGGUGUAGGAGCAAUAUCAGAUGGAGUUAGGGGUGCAACUCGGGCGGGAGCUGGUGCAACCAAUGUUUCAAGUAGGAGAGGUAAGUUGGAUGUGAGGAGGAAUAAAAUGAAUACACCAGCCACAACACAAGACUCACAUUCAGCAGGAGGAGCUCAAUGA
Molecule: messenger RNA, 417 nt
Organism: Ilex paraguariensis (yerba mate)
Lineage: Eukaryota; Viridiplantae; Streptophyta; Magnoliopsida; Aquifoliales; Aquifoliaceae
Source: the annotation of a GenBank genome assembly